AUGUCCUUCAGUCUUGUAGCUUUACCAAGCAGCUCAUUUGUGGAACACACCAUUUGUUCUAAUUCUGUUCAUAUCUAUCUAUCUAUCUAUCUAUCUAUCUAUCUAUCUCAUUUUUAUCCUUAUCUAUCUAUCUAUCUAUCUAUCUAUCUAUCUAUCUAUCUCUUUCAUUUUGAUUAUUAUCUAUUUAUCUGUCUAUCUCUUUCAAUCUGUUAUCUGUUAUCUAUUUAUCUAUCUGAUCCAUCUAUCUCAGACUAUUCAAUAUCUAUCUAUCUAUCUAUCUAUCUAUCUAUCUAUCUCAGGCUAUUCAAUCUCUAUCGAUCUAUCUCUUUCAAUCUGUUUAUCUAUUUAUCUAUCCAUCUAUCUAUCUCAAGCUAUACAAUUUCUAUCUAUCUAUCUAUCUAUCUAUUUCAUCACAUGCCCAUAACUGAUCGCGCUCUCUCUCUCUCUCUCUCUCUCUCUCUCUCUCUCUCUCUCUCUGCGCAAUCGCCUCACUGCGCAUCUUCCGAGAAGCACAUUUACCGCUGCCAUUGUAUACAAAUAUAG
Acanthosepion pharaonis is the source of this 543-nucleotide messenger RNA. NCBI's taxonomy places the organism in Eukaryota, Metazoa, Mollusca, Cephalopoda, Sepiida, Sepiidae. The record is from the annotation of a GenBank genome assembly.